Molecule: messenger RNA, 3015 nt
Organism: Sitodiplosis mosellana (orange wheat blossom midge)
Lineage: Eukaryota; Metazoa; Arthropoda; Insecta; Diptera; Cecidomyiidae
Product: estradiol 17-beta-dehydrogenase 2
Exons: 4
Coding region: 1643-2602 (319 amino acids)
Source: RefSeq, a predicted model, not a curated record
AGUUAUAAAAAUAUGCUCAUAGCGAACGGACCGAUAAACGCUGUGCCGUGAAACGCUUGUCUCGCGCCGUCGUUUUUGUGAAUUUUUUUUCUCUUCAUCUUUCUUUCUUCAACCGAAGAGUAAAGAUCAAUCAAGUUGUUUUAUAUUACACUGACUUUGUUGUUGUGCUUAGGCCCAUGUUUGGUUUAUUCAUCAUCAUACUGUAUGCACGUUGUGCUUUCUUCAAUGGAAAGAUCAUUCAGUUGAAUACUGUGCCACAAGUGAAUUAAGAUUUCGUUAUCGGGUCGCCACAAUAUCUCGGCAACGUCAUACGAGAUCAGUGCGGUGCAAAAUAAAAAAAAAACAGUUUCAUAAACGCUAAAUUUUUGGAAUUAUUGUGGUGAAAACGCCGUUCGUAAUCGUUGGUUUGCGUUAAAGUGCAGCUGAACUGUUGGCGGAUGCAAUAAAGGACUGUUUGAAAGCAAAACCUAAAAGAAAAACACAUUUUUCUUACGAGUGUAGGCUGCUAAUUGAAUUCAUUGACACGACGAAAAUAAGUAGCUGUGCCACACAAAAAGAGACUCAGUGUGUAUAGAAAAGAGACUUGUUUGGCUUAAGUCGUUAAAUAUUGCCGCAGUUUAUGGCCCGGAGUAAAGAAAAAUAAAGAGCCAACAAUAACAGAAAAAAACGUAAUAAUAUUUGCUGAAUACGAAAAUAAACACACAAUUUUAAGGUGCAGUCAUACGUAUAUAGAUAUAACGCAAAUGAGUUCACUUAUCGCAGAAUACGUCGAUUUUUGAUGUCAUACUCUCAAAUAAAGCACAAAACCCAUUCUCGCUCUGUUCAUCUCUAAUUUGCCUAUUCGCAUGAGAGAGAAGACGAAAGACCAUUUUUGGUAUUUGGCAUGUGUGAUAAUUUGAAAAACAUGUUUAUUCUUCUUCACGUUCACGCGCUACGAAUGCUUAAUAUGUCGAUUUUUUAAACAAAACGAAUAUUGAAUGCUAAAUAGUGUGACUUAGUGAUACAUUCUGAAAAAAAAAAGAGGAACAGAACUGCGCCAUUUCAAUAAAGCAACAGAAGAAGCUUGGUGAAAAGUGAACGAAACGUGGUGUUUUUUUUCGGCAGCUUUAUUUGCUCAUCAUUAUAAAUUCCAUUUUGAAUGUGAAUAUUUUCUAACGCCCAGGCCAUUUAAAAGACGGACGAUAAAUAAUAUACACAUAAUAUUAUACGUUGAAUGUGUGCGCAUUUAUGAUCGCGAAGGUGAACACUAAUGACAUUUAACGGUGAUCACACAGCCGAAAUUGAGUGAAGAUACAUGAACACAUUUUUUUUCGCUCGUUGAGUUGGCAGUGCAUUUUUAUAUGGGCAUUUGAUUCAUCGAUUUUUCGUGCGGCGGAAAGAAAAAAUAAACGAUUUUAAUUGAGUGGUACGGAGUUUAUUGAAAUCUUGUGCGCCAAUUAAGCAGCGUUAUAAUCUUCAGCUAUUAUAAUUGGCAUUUUUGCCACCAACUAUUUUCUAUCAUUGGGGUCACACCUUUUGGAUAAUUGCACACAAAUCACACAUUCAAUGAUCGUUUCGUGCAAAGCACCCAUUAUAUUAUCAUCGAUCAGAGUCAAAUCAAAUCAAUAGUCGUUUAGAGAUAACAACAAUAUAAUCCGAGAGAAUGAUGGAACCAGCAACAAUUUUCGUUUUAACCAUUCAACUUAUUGCACUGUUUUCCAUCGCCGGAGCCUUACUUUUGUAUUUGCUAUGUAAAGUACGUGGUGCACGUGAACUACCAAUCGGACCACAAGGCGGCUCAAUUUUGAUUACCAGCGCCGAUACCGCUUUGGGAUUGCAAUUAUGCACGCAUUUAGCUAGUCGUGGCUGUCGUGUGUUUGCUGGUAUGAAAGAUCCAGUCGAUUCAUUGCCGGCAAAACUGCUCCGAGGUUGGAUGAAAGCCAGAGAAAAUUCAAUUGCCCGCGUACACGGAUCAAUUGUACCGAUGCGCUUGGAUGUGACACGUGAAGAUGUAUUGAAAGAGGCCACCGAAGCGAUUGGCGCUCAUUUGAAUGCCAGCGAAAGAGGAAUAUCGGCAGUCAUCAAUACGGCUGGUUCAGUUGUACGCGGCCGCAUCGAGAGUCAAGAUUCAAUGCAUUGGGAAACAAUGUUCAAGACAAAUGUGCUGGGUUCAUUGCGUACAGCCAGAGCGUUCAUUGGAUUGUUGCGUCCAACCCACGGUCGCUUAAUCUAUUUUGGAGCUUGCAAUCCUGGUGAUGGACUCGUUGCAUUUACAGCAUCUCGCGUUGCUGUCGAAGGUUGUGUCGAUGCACUCCGUUCUGAACUUCAAACUUAUGGGAUCAACGUCAUCGCUUUGGAUUCACGCGGUGUUAUUGCUGAGUCAAUGUUUAAAGCGCCGAUUCCCUUCACACUGAACGGCGAUUCCAACGCACCAACCCAAUAUUCGGCCGAUGUUCUAACGCGCAGCGCAUUAGAAGUCAUUGAAAACGCUCUUUGGGAUCCGCGACCCGAGCCACGCUACACGCUGGCCGUACCCAACUCAAAGCUAUACGCACUCAAAAUGUCCUGUCGAAAUUCGUUCCGCAGUGCACGGAAAUUCAAUCCAUCGACCAUCCAAGUUUAGAAACCAACUCAUGCAAAUACAUUUAAUCAAAAUAAAGAGAACUUUUUUCAUUCCAUUUAUCUAGUAAUGCUCUGCAAUUUGUACAUACAACUUAACAUUCGAAUUAAAUGAGCAAUUUAGGCCAUAAAUCAUAUAGAAAUUAUUCAGAAGACCUAUUUAAACCAAUAAACGAAGGAAGAAAUUCGUUUAGAUUGUAAUUAAUCAUAACCUUAUUAAAAAUACUUUUUGUGUAUGAAAAAUAAAAAUUCAAAAACUCAGUCAAAUUUCUUAAAACAAGUGCUAUAAGUUUUUGUUCGGAAAGAUUUUUUUGGAUGGAGAAUUUCUUCUUCUCUUUAUAUGUGGAACAUUGUCAUCGCUUUCUAAAUUAAGAAAGAAUAUUGAAUAAAGCUUAUUUUUGUAAUUACUACUUUAAA